UGAAUUAAUGCUUUUCUAUUAAAAAUUUAAAUCAAUGUUUUUUGUUAUCAGUUCAAGAGACUUUGUUGUAAUAUCAAGAAAAAUUGUUGAAGGUGAUUUUACAUAUGCUAUUGGAAAAUCAUUGGAACAUCCAAAUCAUCCACCUGUUAAAGGUGUUGUUAGAGGAGAUCUAAAAAUUGGUGGAUGGAUUCUUGAAAAAAGAGAAGGAGUAUUAUUAAUAUUUUAAUAAAUUUAAUUAGGGUACAUUUUGUAUAUUUGUAACUUGGGCUGAUCCUAAAGGAAUGCUACCUAAAAAAGCAGUAAAUAUUGUUGCUGGGGCUUAAGGAAAAGUAGUAUAACAAAUUAAAUUACUAUUGGAUGAAAGAAAAAAAAAUGUAAAUAAAUGA
Paramecium primaurelia is the source of this 386-nucleotide messenger RNA. The record is from the annotation of a GenBank genome assembly. NCBI's taxonomy places the organism in Eukaryota, Ciliophora, Oligohymenophorea, Peniculida, Parameciidae.